UUUAAAUAAAUUUUAUCUUUGAUUAUAUAUUGCGGCAAAAGUAUUACACGAAAUGUUUUUUAAUGUAAUUUCAUGUAGAUUGUCAAUCUUCUAUAUAUUUAUUUAAUAUUAUAAUAUUAAAUUAUUGUAAUCAUUUGAAUGAUAAUAUUUAAUUUUGUUUUUUUUUGUGUUAUAUUCUAACCUAUCGUUGACAUAUCGUUGAUCAUAACCAGUUAAUUGUGUGAACUGAUUUUAUUGAAAACAUGAAUCGUAUAUUUAAGCUUGAACAAAUCAAUAUAAUAAUCACUAUUCUUAAUAAAAAUCGCAUGUUUAAUUCUAUAAAAUAAUAUAAACUUUUAUAGAAUGUAUUCAAAUAAAAUUUAAUAAAUUAAAAGAUAUGUGACAUAAUAACAAGCAAUUGUAUCAGAUAGCUAAACAAAAUGAUGAAGAUUUAUAAAAAACUUGCUAUCAUUUCUUUAAUAGGUUUAGUGUUAACAAUUAUUGGAUUAAUUACAGGAAUUCUUUGGUCUACAAUUUAUUCUUCAAUUAUACAUACGCAAUUAUCUUUAACACCUACAUCUACAAGUUACAAACUUUGGGAAGUAACACCUAUUCCUAUGUAUCUGAAGUUAUACAUGUUUAAUUUAACAAACUAUGAAGAUUUUACUUCAAUUAAUGGAUCAAAACCAAAUUUUGUAGAAAUGGGUCCUUAUGUAUUUAGAGAAGUUGAUUAUAAAGUAGAACAAAAAUGGCAUGAAAAUGAUACUAUAACUUAUCAAAGAAAAAGAGUAUGGUAUUUUGAAAAAUCUUUAUCAGCAGGAAGUUUACAAGAUAAUGUAACUAAUAUAAAUCCUAUAACUGCUAGUGUUGCAUAUGCAUUAAGAUAUCAAAAACCUUUUCUUCGUGAUAUAGUAGAUAAAAUAAUGAAAGCAAUAGAUCAAAAGUUAAUAAUUACCAAAACUGUUAAUGAAUUACUUUUUGAAGGUUAUGAUGAUGCUAUGUUGAAAAUUGCUCGAAAAAUGAAUUUUACUAAAAUUCCUUUUUCUAAAUUUGCUUGGUUUUAUGGAAGAAAUGGUUCUGCAACUUAUGAUGGAACAUUUAACAUGUUAACUGGUAAAUCUAAUUUACUUAAUGUAGGAAUAGUCAAAGAAUGGAAUUUUAAUACUAGAGUAAAUUAUUAUCCUGGAGAAUGUGGAAAAGUUAAAGGUACAAAUGGUGAUUUAUGGCCACCAUUACCUGAUAAUAAAACUAUUUCUUUCUUUGUACCUGAUAUUUGCACGAGUAUGUCAGUAACAUAUGAUAAUACAACUAUUCAUGAGGGAUUAAGAGGCUCUAGAUAUAUUAGCGAUUAUACGAUACUUGAUAAUGGUACAAAAGUAUCAUCGCGUAAAUGUUAUUGUGCAGGAGAGUGCAUUCCUUCUGGAGCAUUAAAUAUUUCAUUAUGCAAAUGGGGUGCUCCAGCAUUCAUCAGUUUACCACAUUUUUAUUUAGCAGAUCAAAGUUAUAGAGAAAAUAUCAAAGGAAUGGAACCUAAUAAAGAAAGACAUGAGCUUUCAAUAUCCAUAGAACCGAAAACGGGUGUUCCACUAAGUGUAAAUGCAGCAUUACAAUUAAAUUUAUUGAUACAAAAUGACGCUCAUAUGAGCAUGUUUAAAAAUGUUAAAAAAACAUUUGUACCAAUGUUAUGGUUUACUCAAGAAGCUUAUUUAACUGCUAAUUACGCUCGUAUUAUAAAAUUUAUUAUUAUUCUGGAAUCUUUAGGUAGCAUAACUUGUUAUGGUAUUGCCUGUAUUGGCAUUUUAUUUAUUUCUAUCGGCAUUUUCUUAUAUAUUAGACAUAAUUUUAGAGGAGAAGAAAAUCAAAAUUUAUUGUCAAAAAGAUUUACCAACAAUGAUGAUAUUACUAGUAUUAAUGGAUGAUUAGUAUAUGAAUAUUAGAUUAUAUAAAAAGAUAUUGUAAUCAUUGUGACCAAAAG
Apis florea (little honeybee) is the source of this 1954-nucleotide messenger RNA. RefSeq names its product protein croquemort. Lineage: Eukaryota; Metazoa; Arthropoda; Insecta; Hymenoptera; Apidae. Gene Ontology annotation, molecular function: scavenger receptor activity. Gene Ontology annotation, cellular component: cytoplasm; membrane. The record is from RefSeq and is a predicted model, not a curated record.